Molecule: messenger RNA, 1314 nt
Organism: Entrophospora sp. SA101
Lineage: Eukaryota; Fungi; Glomeromycota; Glomeromycetes; Entrophosporales; Entrophosporaceae
Source: the annotation of a GenBank genome assembly
AUGUCAGAAACAACGUUGACAAAAGAAGAACUUCAUGAAGUACUUGAUUUAAAUAGAAAAUAUCAAGCUGAAAUUGACAAUGCCAUUUUAAAGAUUAAAGCUAAAAUCGAGAAAAACAAAGAAAUUCAACAACAAAUAAUACAUUUAAAAGAACAUAAUAACAAUUCAAAUGUUCAGAAAGAACAUAAGGAAUCAACUAUUUAUUCACCACCAUUUUUUGUUGAUUCAAAUGGAAAUACACCACCUAUGAAUGCCACUCAAGAUGGAAAAUUAAGAGAUUUCUCAUUUAUGCAAAGACAUUUUAAAUGGAACCAGGCUGAAAGAGAUUCAUUGGCCAAAGCAAUCGAAUCACAAAAUAUGAGACUAGAGGCUUUGAUUGCAAUGGGAGAGAGGAGGUCUUUUAGAGAUGUACUAAAUAUAAAUAAAAAUAAAUUAUUAUACAAUGUACAAAAUUUGGAUUGGCAGGAAAUCUCAAGACAACAUGUUGUCACUAAAAAUGCAGAAGAAUGUUUAACACAAUGGACAACACGAGAUCAUCCAUAUGUCAAUAGAAGUGAAUGGACAGCUCAAGAAAUAUCAAAUCUCUAUCAAAUUGCAAAACAAAAAAAUAAUAGAAAUUGGCAACUAAUUGCUGCUGAAUUGGGUACCAAUAGAACGGCAGCCGAAUGUUUUAAGCAAUAUAACAAACAAUUCUUAGAACCUCGAAAAUGGACACAAGAUGAAGAUGAGCUACUCGUUCGUGCUCAAUGUCUACAUCGUUGGACCAAAAGAUUAAAUCCUACAAUAAGACGUGGUAGAUGGACCGAACAAGAUGAUCAAGCACUAAAAAAUGCAGUUCAAAUGUACGGACCUGGUAAUUGGGUGAAAAUACAGCAAUUUGUACCAAGUAGAACCGACGUACAAUGUCGUGAACGUUGGGUGAAUGUUCUAAGCCCGGAUAUUAAAAAAGAUCCAUGGACUGCUGAAGAGGAUGAAAAGUUAUUACAAAUAGUAAAAGAGAUUGGUUUGGGAAAAUGGGCAAGAGUAUGUAUGUGUAUGGAGGGUAGAACUGAUAACCAGAAAAAGGCUGAGGCAAAUGUAAAAAGAGAAGCUGAAAGAGCAAAUGACAGAUCUCAUCCUAUAUACCCAAUUAAUCUAGCUUCAGCUUCAACUUUAUCACAAAUUAUUAAUGAUGUUAAAUAUGCUGAUAAUAAUGAAAUUAUUGAAUUGGCUGAUAAUGAAAAAGAAAGUGCAGAAUAUCAAAUUUUACAAUCAAGAUUUCAAAUGGUAUUUGGUUUUUCAGCGCAUGCAGGUUUUUCUUCUGAUGAUUCAUAA